GUAAAAUUUUAUGACUUGAAUUUGCUAUAUAAAACGUUGGCCAUCGAUUGCGCCACUUUCUCACUGCCUGCCUUGUCCUCGUUGUGUAUUGUCAUCGUAGUAAUUCCAAGUAACAUCAUCGCCUGUCUCUUUCUUAUAAUCAAAAAUCUUCACAAUCCGUAGUACUAUGAACGAAAUCCAACCUUUCAAAAACGAGCACAGUACCGAGAUGAUCGACCACGCAAGCCCUGUCAACGAGAAGGCUGAUUAUGAAGAUCCAAGUCCGAAUGAGCUAUUGAAGUUAUCGGCCAAGCUAGAGAACCCACUAGCAGGAAAGUCCGCCAAAGAGUUGGUGUCGGAUGCCCAACACUUUUGCGAAGUCCAUAACCUCAAUGACCAUGUGGGCAUGUUUACUCGUGCAGCGUUGUUGGCCGCCGACCCAAAUAACCUCGACCGAGUUCCAGACAUCACGGACGAAGAACGAAAAUGGAUUGAGUCUGAAAAGACAAAUCGAUGGAAACAACCCUGGACAAUCUAUUAUGUCGCUAUCAUCUCUUCCAUGGCUGCCAUUGUACAAGGAAUGGACGAAUCCGUAGUGAACGGGGCUCAGCUAGGUUAUCAGGAGGAGUUCGGCAUCUCUUCAGACGGGACCAACAAGACAGCCUUACUUCAAGGAUUGGUCAACAGCGCACCUUAUCUGUGUUGUGCCGUCUUCGCUUGUUGGUUGACGGACCCACUCAAUCGCCUUCUUGGCAGACGGGGUGUGAUAUUCCUGUCGUGCUUCAUUGCUGGCAUCGCAUCUAUAUGGGAGGGGUUCACGUACUCUUGGCCCCAGUUGUUCGCUGCUCGCCUCGUUCUUGGACUCGGGAUCGGGCCCAAGUCCGCCACCGCCCCCGUCUAUACUGCCGAAUGUGCUCCAGCCCCCAUCAGAGGUGCAUUGGUCAUGCAGUGGCAAGUUUGGACUGCCUUUGGCAUUGCCCUUGGUGACAUUGUCUCAGUUAUCUUUGUCGAUUUAGCACCUAAUCUGGGAUGGCGUUUAAUGCUGGGCUCCACCGUUGUCGCACCCAUCAUCGUUUGCGGUAUGAUUUUCUACGCGCCAGAAUCGCCAAGAUGGUAUAUGUCAAAAGGCCGCGUAGCCGAUGCAUACGGAUCCAUGCAGCGACUCAGGUAUUGUGAUCUUCAAGCUGCCCGCGACCUCUAUUACAUGGCCGAGCUUUUGUCAUUGGAAAAGGCCCAGACAGAAGGUCGGAACUUACUCACUGAUAUGUGGAGAGUUCCCAGAGUGCGACGUGCAGCCCAAGCAUCAGGCUUGGUGAUGUUUAUGCAGCAGUUUUGUGGUGUCAAUGUCAUCGCGUACUACAGUUCCCAAAUCUUCGUGGAAGCUGGUUUUGAGCGCAAAGCAGCAUUGUUGACCACGAUGGGUACCGGACUCGUCAAUUGGAUAUUCGCCAUACCCGCCUUGUACACAAUCGAUACUUUCGGAAGACGUAACUUGUUAUUGGUGACUUUCCCGGCCAUGGCCGUAUGUCUACUGGCGACUGGAAUGGCUUUCUACAUCCCUCAAGAUGGGCCAGACGAUCAUCGUCGAGUCUCAGUGGUGGCCGCGGCUAUCUACCUGUACAUGGCAUUUUACAGCCCAGGAGAGGGGCCUGUGCCGUUCACAUACAGUGCCGAAGCAUUCCCUUUGUACAUCCGAGACUUUGGAAUGUCCUACGCUACCGCUGUUUGUUGGUUCUUCAACUUCGUGUUGGCCAUCACAUUUCCUUUGCUCCUCAACGCAUUCAAACCGCAAGGCGCUUUCGGAUGGUAUGCGGGGUGGUGUUGCAUCGGUUGGGUGCUGGUGUUAUUCUUCCUACCCGAAACCAAAGCGCUCACUCUCGAAGAGCUGGACUUAGUAUUUUCCGUCCCUACUGGAAAACAUGCUGCAUAUCAGGCACGCAAUACGAUGUUCCACAUCAGGAAGUACAUCUUGCGACAACGCGUUCAACCACUCCCACCGUUGUAUCAAAUGGAAAAAAUGAUGGCGUCUUGAAUUGUUCAAAGCUCGUUUGCAUUGAUUUCACUCGCAUUUUGACCGAAAUUUUUUAAUCUCUUGGUACAAGUAACUGUGGCAAAAUACUUUUCACAAAAAAGACGUCACCCAAUUCUGUCUUUCUUUUCUUUUUUGCCAACUCAAAUUUGUUAAGUAAGAGAGACGAAAUGUAAACAAUGUUGUAUCUUUAACUCUAGUGAAUGUGUUUAAAUUAAAAAUAUGAUGAUGUAUAAAAUGAAUGCAAUUUUGUCCAACUUUCAAUCUCCU
Molecule: messenger RNA, 2278 nt
Organism: Melampsora larici-populina 98AG31
Lineage: Eukaryota; Fungi; Basidiomycota; Pucciniomycetes; Pucciniales; Melampsoraceae
Exons: 22
Coding region: 167-2011 (614 amino acids)
Biological process (GO): transmembrane transport
Cellular component (GO): membrane
Molecular function (GO): myo-inositol:proton symporter activity
Source: RefSeq, a predicted model, not a curated record